Messenger RNA from Leopardus geoffroyi (Geoffroy's cat), 6873 nucleotides. RefSeq names its product C3 and PZP like alpha-2-macroglobulin domain containing 8 (gene CPAMD8). Gene Ontology annotation, molecular function: protein binding; endopeptidase inhibitor activity. Lineage: Eukaryota; Metazoa; Chordata; Mammalia; Carnivora; Felidae. The coding region runs from base 87 to 5660 and encodes 1857 amino acids. Gene Ontology annotation, cellular component: extracellular region. The record is from RefSeq and is a predicted model, not a curated record. The transcript is spliced from 43 exons.
GAUGCUUGACCGGCUGAGCCACCCCAGGCGCCCCAAGAGUAUUCCUAAAGGAGACGGGGUUCCCAUGCUGCCGCACCACAGGACACAUGGGAAGCCAGAGUCAUUGCAUGCCUGGGUCCGUGGUGGAAUUAGAUAAUACACAGCGCGUACCUAGCGCGACGAUGCGCUCCCGGAAGCAUAGUUAUGUACCCAGGGUCACCGCCCGCUAUGUGAACUGCCGAGAGGAGGCGCUGCACAGGGGAGCUCGGGGUCUUUACCGGUUCCAGUCAUCGCUGGAUCUGGGCUGUGUACCUACCAAACUGGGGUCUUUGCAGAUUCCCAUCAGGGCUGGAGUUACACGGGGCUAUUUGAUUGCUGCACCCUCUGUCUUCCGCUCGGGAGUGGAGGAAGUCAUCAGUGUGACCAUCUUUAACUCCCCGAGGGAUGUCAUGGUCCAGGCUCAGCUGGUGGCCCAGGGCGAGGCGGUGGCACGGAGCCAGGGAGCCAUCCUGGAUAAAGGAACAAUCAAACUCAAGGUGCCCACGGGCCUCCAGGGCCAGGCCCUCCUGCAGGUGUGGGGUCGCGGCCGGCGGGCAGAGGAGGGCCCCCUCUUCCACAACCAGACCUCCGUGACUGUGGACGGCCGGGGCGUCUCCGUGUUCAUCCAGACGGACAAGCCGGUGUACAAGCCCCAGCACCGAGUGCUUAUAAGCAUCUUCACUGUCACCCCAAACCUGAGGCCUGUCAGCAGGAAGCUGGAAGCCUACAUUCUGGACCCCAGGGGCUCGAGGAUGAUGGAGUGGAGACACUUGGAGCCACUCUGCUGCGGCGUCGCCAACAUGACCUUCCCCCUGUCCGACCAGCCGGUGCUGGGAGAAUGGUUCAUUUUUGUCGAAAUGCAAGGCCACGUGUACAACAAGUCCUUCGAAGUUCAGAAGUAUGUGUUGCCGAAAUUUGAGCUCCUUAUUGACCCGCCCCACUAUAUCCGGGACCUGGACACAUGCGAGAAGGGCACCGUGAGGGCCAGGUAUACCUUUGGGAAACCUGUCUCGGGGACCUUGACGAUCAAUAUGACUGUAAAUGGCGUGGGGUACUACAGCCAGGAGGUGGGGCGCCCCGUCCUCAGAACCACGAAGAUCCACGGCUCCCAGGACUUCGACAUCUGCGUGAAGGACAUGAUCCCAGCCGAUGUCCCCGAGCACUUCCGGGGCACCGUCAGCAUCUGGGCCACGGUGGUCAGUGUGGACGGGAGCCAGCAGGUGGCCUUUGAUGAUUCCACUCCUGUCCAGAGGCAGCUGGUGGACGUCCGCUACUCCAAAGACACCAGGAAGCAGUUCAAGCCUGGCCUGUCCUACGUGGGGAAGGUGGAGCUGUCCUACCCAGACGGCAGCCCGGCCGAGGGGGUGACGGUCCAGAUCAGGGCAGAGCUGACCUCGAAGGACAACAUCUACACCACUGAAUCUGUGUCCCGGGGAGGGCUGGUGGGGUUUGAAAUCCCCUUCAUCCCCAUGUCGGCCCAACACGUGUGGCUGGAGACCAAGGUGACGGCACUCAAUGGAAAGCCCGUGGGGGCCCAGUACCUGCCCAGCUACCUCUCUCUCAGCAGCUGGUACUCCCCCAGCCAGUGCCACCUGCAGCUGCAGCCCCCCGCCCGCCCCCUGCAGGUCGGAGAGGACGCGCUUUUCCCGGUGAAGUCUACGUGCCCUUGCAGCUUCACUCUGUACUACGAGGUGGCCGCGCGGGGCAACAUCGUGCUCUCGGGCCGGCAGCCCGCCCACCUCACCCAGCGGAGAAGCCGGCGGGCGGCCCCGGAGAAACCGAUUCGCUUAAUGCACCUUCUUGAGACGGAGCCCCCUCCAGCCCCAGCAGCUGAGGUCAACGUGUGUGUGACUUCUCUCCGGCUGGCCGUGACCCCCAGCAUGGCCCCCCUUGGCCGCCUGCUGGUCUUCUACGUCAGGGAGAACGGAGAAGGCGUCGCCGACAGCCUCCAGUUUGCUGUGGAGAGCUUCUUUGAGAACCAGGUUUCAGUGACGUACUCAGCAAAUGAGACCCAGCCUGGGGAGGUUGUUGACCUGCGGGUCAGGGCUGCGAGGGGCAGCUGUGUGUGUGUCACUGCGGUGGAUAAGAGCGUCUACCUGCUCAGGUCUGGGUUUCAGCUGACUCCGGCCCAGGUUUUCCGGGAAUUGGAAGAGUAUGAUGUUUCUGAUGCCUUCGGGGUGUCCCGGGAGGAUGGGUCCUUCUGGUGGGCUGGACUGGCAGCCCGACGCAGGCGUUCGUCCAUCUUCCCGUGGCCCUGGGGCGUCACCAAGGACUCCGGAUCUGCCUUCGCCGAAACGGGACUGGUGGUGAUGACCGAUCUGGUGAGCCUGAACCACCGACAAGAUGGCGGCCUAUACACCGAUGAGGCUGUCCCUGCCUUCCAGCCCCACACGGGGAGCCUGGCGGCAGCAGGGUCCUCCAGACAACCCCCCAGAGCAGAGAAGAGGAAAAGGACCUUCUUCCCCGAAACAUGGAUUUGGCAUUGUCUCAACAUCAGCGACCCGUCCGGCGAGGAGAUGCUCAGCGUGCGGGUCCCGGACUCCAUCACCAGCUGGGUGGGUGAGGCCGUGGGUCUGUCCGAGGCCUGGGGCCUGGGUGUCGCCGUGCCUGCCCUGCUGAAGACCUUCAAGCCUUUCUUUGUGGACUUCACCCUGCCCGCCUACGUGGUCCGCGGGGAGCAAGCCAAGAUCCCGCUCAGCGUCUACAACUACAUGGGCACCUGUGCCGAGGUCUACGUGAAGAUCUCAGUUCCCAAGGGCAUCCGCUUUGUGGGGCAUCCAGGCAGACGCCAUCUGACCAAGAAGAUGUGCGUGGCCUCUGGGGAGACGGAACCCACCUGGGUGGUUCUGUCCUUUGGUGACCUGGGACUCAGCAAUGUCACAGCCAAAGCCCUGGCUUACGGAGACACAAGCUGCUGCCGGGACGGGAAGUCCAUCCGACACCUGGAGGACCACUUCGCUGACAGGAGGGGCCCCACUGGGAGGGAUCACAUCAGGCGCAGUGUCAUGGUUGAGCCGGAAGGAGCCCCCCGCAGCUACACCUACGGUGCUUUCUUCUGUCCCAACGAGAGAGUCCACAUCUCCACGCCCAACAAGUACGAGUUCCAGUACGUGCAGCGGCCGCUGUGGCUCACCCGUUUUGAUGUGGCCGUGCGAGCCCACAACGAUGCCCGCGUGGCCUUGUCCGCCGGACCCCAGGACACAGCGGGCAUGAUAGAGAUUGUCCUGGGGGGGCACCAGAACACCAGGUCCUGGAUCUCCACCAGCAAGAUGGGCGACCCCGUGGCCAGCACGUACACGGCCAAGAUCCUGUCCUGGGAUGAAUUCAGAACGUUCUGGAUCAGCUGGCAUGGCGGGUUCAUCCAGGUUGGCCAUGGCCCAGAGCCUUCCAAUGAGUCUGUCAUCAUGGCCUGGACCCUCCCCAGGCCACCGGAGGUCCGAUUCAUCGGCUUCUCCACUGGCUGGGGCUCCAUGGGUGAGUUCCGCAUCUGGAAGAAGGUGGAGGUGGACGAGAGCUACAGUGAGGCCUUUACCCUGGGAGUCCCGCACAGCGCCAUCCCUGGGUCAGAGCGGGCAGCAGCCUCUGUCAUAGGAGACGUCAUGGGGCCGACCCUGAACCACCUCAGCAGCCUCCUGCGGCUGCCCUUCGGCUGUGGAGAGCAAAACAUGAUCCACUUUGCGCCCAACAUCUUUGUCCUCAAGUAUCUUCAGAAAACCCGGCAGCUCAGCCCGGAGGUGGAGCGGGAGACCACUGACUACCUGGUACAAGGUUACCAGCGGCAGCUGACCUACAGGCACCAGGACGGCUCCUACAGCGCCUUCGGGGAUCGGGACGCAUCGGGGAGCAUGUGGCUCACGGCCUUUGUCCUGAAGUCCUUUGCCCAGGCACGAAGCUUCAUCUUCAUCGACCCGCAGGAGCUGGCGGCUGCCAAGGGCUGGAUCAUCCAGCAGCAGCGGGGGGAUGGCUCCUUCCCGGCCGUGGGCAGGAUCCUGAACAAGGACAUCCAGGGUGGGAUCCACGGCACAGUCCCGUUGACGGCUUACGUGGUGGCUGCACUCCUGGAGACAGGCACUGCCUCGGAGGAGGAGAGGGGCGCCAUUGCCAGAGCGAGGCACUUCCUGGAGUCCAGUGUGCCCUUGGCCGCCGACCCCUACAGCAGUGCCCUGACCACCUACGCGCUGACCCUGCUCCGCAGCCCAGCAGCCCCCGCGGCGCUGCGAAAACUCCGCACCCUGGCCAUCACGCAGAAUGGGGUCACCCACUGGAGCCUGACGGGUUCCCGGGACGUGGACAAGGAUGCAUUCCUGAGCUUCAGCGAUGGGGUCUCUCAGUCAGUGGUCUCAGCCGAGGUGGAAAUGACGGCCUAUGCCCUGCUGACCUACACCCUCCUGGGUGAUGUGGCCACGGCCCUGCCCGUGGUGAAGUGGCUGUCCCAGCAGCGGAACGCGCUCGGGGGCUUCUCCUCUACUCAGGACACUUGUGUGGCUCUUCAGGCCUUGGCAGACUAUGCCAUCUUGUCAUAUGCCGGCAGCGUCAACCUCACCGUCUCCCUGGCUUCCACCAACCUGGACUACCAGGAAACUUUCGAACUGCACGCGGCCAACCAGAAGCUUCUGCAGACCGCGGCGAUCCCCAGCCUCCCCACGGGGCUGUUCGUGAGCGCCAAGGGCGAAGGCUGCUGCCUGAUGCAGAUUGAUGUCACCUACAAUGUGCCAGACCCGGUGGCCAAACCAGCCUUCCAGCUGCUCGUGAGCCUCCGGGAGCCCGAGGCUGAGCAGCGGCGGACCCCCGCUCCCGCCUCCUCGGCCGAUGAUGACGACCCAGCAGCCGACCAGCAUCACCAGGAGUAUCAGGUGACCCUGGAGGUGUGCACCAGGUGGCUGCAUGCGGGGUCCUCCAAUAUGGCUGUCCUGGACGUGCCCUUGCUCUCAGGCUUCCGGGUGGACAUCGAGAGCCUAGAGCAGCUGCUCUCUGACAAGCAUUUCACGCUGAAGAGGUACGAGGUGGCUGGACGCAGAGUCUUCUUCUACUUCGAUGAGAUCCCCAGCCGGUGCCUGACCUGCGUGCGGUUCCGGGCGCUCCGUGAACAUGUAGUGGGCAGGACGUCCGCGCUGCCUGUCUCUGUGUACGACUACUACGAGCCUGCCUUUGAAGCCACGCGCUUCUACAAUGUCAGCGCGCGCAGUCCACUUGCCCAGGAGCUGUGCGCAGGGCCCGCGUGCAACGAGGUGGAGCGCGCCCCGGCUCAGGGCCCCGGCUGGUCCCCGGGCGAGCGGGGUCCUGCGGCUGCCCCAGAGGAGGGGGCGAAGAUUACGCGCUGUGGCUGCCCCCGCGACUGUACCGCCCGCGGGGACCCUGUCUGCGGCUCUGAUGGCAUCGUCUACACCAGCGCCUGCCACCUGCAGGAGGCCGCCUGCCUAGGCCGCGCGAGAUUGGAGCCCGCGCCCCCUGGCCACUGUGUCCUCGAGCAGCAGACACCAGCCUCUGCUUCAUACAGUUACGACUAUGACCCAGCCCCCCUGGACGCUGGGCGUGUGGCAGCUGCUCAUGGCCAUGAAGUGAUAGACUUGGAGGGGGAGGCGGAGGACAGAGAUAACACAGAGACCUCUCAGGUGCCCUUCACCCAGUCCCGCCUGCUGUGACAUCCAGCAGAUGAGUCUGAAGACAGUGUCAUACCAGGAGAUUGACGUCCAUACCUCCUGUGUUCAUAAGUCACCGCUUUGGUAAUUGAGCCUGUGCUAUUUCCCCGCACAUAGUCAGAGUGGCUUCUCUUCCUGACGCUCUGAGCAGGAGGACUUGAUCUGGCUGCGUGCUAUCACUGUCCGGUCGCUGGAAGGGGGCCACUGAUGGGAGAGCUCCCGUGACUCUCUGGUGGGCUGGCGGACCCCACCCCAGGUGACCCCAGCCUCCGAAUGAACCUGAUAAACAGAACACAGAGACCUGCCUCCAUGGAUGACGGGCCUCCCCCCCCCCCAGCCCUCCCUCAACCGGAGGGUCGGCCUUGAUCCCCCCCACCUCCUCAGCUGCACCUGGGGCUGGGCACCCCCCCCUCCUCAGGCCAGAGCAGCUCACGCUCCCCCAGAGGAGACGCUCCUCGGAAGGACCUGUGGCCAAAGGCCUGUGUCGGAGGAGACACGAUGACAUUUAGCCCAAAUCAGGGACACAAAAAACACCCAUCUCCUCAUCACCAACUUCGAAGUGAAACAGUCCGCCUUUCUCCGAAAUCGCAAAGCUGUGGCCCCCUUUGGGGCACCUGGGCCGCUGAGCCCCUGGACCUAGACCCCAAAUGGUCCCAUAACUGUUACAGUCCCCACACACACCCCCUGUCUCACCCCAGGGGUCCCUGAAUGUUCUGUCUUGACGGCCUGCCAGCCCCUGAGGGCAAGCCAAUGGCUCUGACCCAGGCACCUGCAGCUUCCUGCCUCCAGGGCUAGGUCGACUUCUCAUCUCGGGGCCUCACCACCGCCUACUCCCCCCACGCCCGGACUCCUGAUCAUGGGGACUGCCCUCUCCCAGCUCCACGACCAGACCUGCCUUCCCUGGGGGACCCUCCCAGCUGUCAUCAGAUUCCUCUUUGUAACCCGCAGGGGACGCCUUGUCUCUGUUUCCUCCUGCGCACUGUCUCCCCACCCCCUUGUGGUGGUAUUUAUUUCAGCCCACGCUGCUCAUCUCUGACCCCCCCCAGGGACAGCACAGAGACCCUGAGGGUGCUGCCUGGCCAGUGGGUCCCCGUCUUGCAGCACCGGCCACUUCCCCUGCCCGUUCCUCCCACUCCCAGCCUACAAGGGACGGUUCCUGGGCCCCGGGCCCCUUUCCCGGUGGAGGCAGCUGGUGUAAUAAAAGCUCAUUUCCAGA